CUUCUGCGCGCCAGAGACUUGGACUGCAUCUUGCGAAGGAGUAGAACCAUUCAAUCUCUCUCUCUCGCUCUCUCGUCGUGCCGGCAAGGAUUUGUGCGAGUGGGAGGAUAAGGCAAUGCUUGACUUUUUGUUGAACAAAUUUUAGUUGAUUUGAAAGGGGACAAUCUUUCCGAUGAAAUUAAAUUUGGCUUGACAAAGCCUCUGAUGAUUUUGAGUUUGGUUAUCGUCCAACGAAUUUGGACAUUUUUUUGGUAUGAUGGACAACCCACUUUCUGUCAUUUUACUUGGAGGGUUCAUAUAGGAUCUGAAAAUGAACUUACUGGAUGGCAGGACGACUAGGAGUUUACUGUCAAUAAUGAUUAUCCUAAGUCUGUGUUUUUUCUUCUAUAUUUUGACUAUAUGGCAUAUUAAUAAUAAUGGAAAUAGAGAAUUUGGAAAGAGUGAUAGAAUAGCACUGAAAAUCACUGAGGAAACAGAGUGCAGUGUCUUGAGCAAUUUGAAAUUUGAAACUCAUCAUAAGCUUAAAAGUGGCCUCAACCUUCCAGAAUUAAAAACACAAGUUUUGGAGUCAUGUGAUUCUCAAUAUACAGAUUACACUCCAUGCCAAGAUCAAAAACGAGCAAUGACACUUCCAAUGGAGAAUAUGGUCUACAGAGAGAGACACUGUCCUCAAGAAAAUGAAAAAUUGCAUUGCCUUAUCCCAGCGCCGAAGGACUACAUCACUCCCUUCCCUUGGCCCAAGAGCCGUGAUUAUGUGCCAUAUGGAAAUGUUCCAUAUAAGAGUUCAACCAUUGGGAAGCCUUUUGAGAACUGGGUCCAAUUGAAGGGAAAUUUGUUCAGCUUUCCAGGAGGAGGUUCAACCUUUCCUCAAGCAGAUGCAUAUAUAGAAGAACUUGCAUCCGUCAUUCCACUGGCAGAUGGUUCUAUUAGAACUGCACUUGAUACUGGAUGUGGGGUUGCUAGUUGGGGUGCUUACCUUCUCAAAAGAAAAAUAAUAACCAUGUCCUUUGCUCCAAGGGACUCUCACGGUGCUCAUGUACAACUUGCUCUAGAAAGAGGUGUUCCUGCUGUUAUUGGAGUGUUGGGAACAAUAAAGCUUCCAUAUCCAUCUAGAGCCUUUGAUAUGGUUCACUGUUCUGAAUGCAUGAUUCCAUGGACAUCCAAUGAUGGGAUGUACAUGAUGGAAGUAGAUCGAAUUCUUAGACCUGGUGGGUACUGGAUAUUGUCUGGCACCCCUAUUAAUUGGAAGGAAAAUUACCAGGCAUGGAAUAGAUCAAUGCAUGAACUUCAAGAGGAACAAAGGAAGAUAGAGGAAUUGGCCAGUGUACUUUGCUGGGAAAAGAAGUAUGAGAAAGGAAACUUAGCUAUAUGGAUGAAGACAAACUCUUCGCCAUGUCGUAGACCUGAAGUUCUUUCUGUGAAGAUGUGCAAAUCUAAGGAAGACGAUGAUGUCUGGUACAAAAGCAUUCAACCUUGUGUAACUCCCUCCUUACAAGUUAACAGGCCAGAUGAAAUAUCUAGCAGACAGUUGAAGAAGUUCCCAGAUAGACUAUUUGCUGUUCCCCCAAGAAUAUCUGAACGUUAUAUUCAAGGUGUCUCUGUGGAAGCUUACGUGGAGAAUAAUAAUUUAUGGAAGAAGAAUGUCAAAACUUACAAAAGGAUAAACAAAUUAAUUGGUUCUGUGAGGUACCGCAACAUUAUGGACAUGAAUGCUGGUCUGGGAGGUUUUGCAGCAGCACUUGAAUCUCCCCAGUUAUGGGUGAUGAAUGUUGUUCCAACUAUAUCAGAGAGAAACACAUUGGGUGUUGUCUAUGAGCGGGGUCUGAUUGGCAUUUACCAUGACUGGUGCGAAGCCUUCUCUACAUACCCUAGGACAUAUGAUAUGAUACAUGCAGAUGCUGUUUUCAGUUUGUAUCAGAACAGAUGCAAGAUGGAAGACAUCCUCCUAGAGAUGGACCGCAUUCUGCGUCCUGAAGGGAUGAUAAUAAUUCGUGAUGAUGUGGACAUUGUGAACCAGAUUAGGAGACUGGCUAACAGCAUGCGGUGGAACACCAGGCUGCUGGAUCAUGAAGAUGGUCCUCUUGUGCCUGAAAAGGUUUUGAUUGCAGUGAAGAAAGACUUGGUCGGCAAUGAAACUACUGUUUUCCUAACUAGUAAAGUUACCACUUGCCAUCAAACAAGAGUCUUUGGUGGUGCUUCAUGAUGUUAGCUUCAAGAGUGUUCCAUCAUCCUUCCAUUUUUAUAAAGAAAUAUUAGAAGAAAUGAAUUCUGGGAUUCAAGCUAAUAUGCACUUCCAAGAUAGCUGAAGAUUAUAUAGUUUUCACCAUCAAGAUAUAGAGACUGUGAAAUACCGGUAAAACAUCUGACAUAAGGUCCCUUGGAUGAUGCAUUUGUUUGUACUUGGGAAGGGAAUCUUUGGCAUGCAUACAUACCAUGCUUUUGUUUGUAUAUUAAGAAUAUUUAUGCCCAUAUGUGUAAAGAUUAAUUUUUUAAAAUGCAAUACAUUUAUUUUAUCCCA
Dioscorea cayenensis subsp. rotundata (Guinea yam) is the source of this 2518-nucleotide messenger RNA. Its product is annotated as probable methyltransferase PMT2. Gene Ontology annotation, cellular component: endosome; cytoplasm; trans-Golgi network. NCBI's taxonomy places the organism in Eukaryota, Viridiplantae, Streptophyta, Magnoliopsida, Dioscoreales, Dioscoreaceae. Gene Ontology annotation, molecular function: methyltransferase activity. Bases 311 to 2203 code for a protein of 630 amino acids. The record is from RefSeq and is a predicted model, not a curated record. The transcript is spliced from 8 exons.